AUGUCGGUGCCGAACUCGCCUUACUUGUCGGACAGCGGCUUUUCCGAGGCUCUCACCGACGACCCUCGAAAAUGCCAGAUCGUGGGCUGCUACAAGAGACAUGCCUACGCCCGCGCGCCGAAAGGGCUCAAAGUGUACUCAGAUUUUUGCACGAAACAUACCUGCGGCCGCGUCUAUCCCGAACAAUCACAAUACUACUGCAUUUUUCCUCGCGUUGCCAACAGUGCUUACUGCUCCCAUCACCGGACAUGCGGCCAAGAGGGCUGCGAAGAACAGGGAGAGCCGUUGACCCUUGACCUAAGCGAUUUCAAGCCUUUCUACUGCCGGAAACACCGUUGCGCCGUCCUCGGCUGCCAGGAGCCCCCAAAAGCAGGCGAUCGCGAGCGCCGGUGCGAGUUACACGCCGUCCGCUGCCGCGUCCAGGGCUGCUCCCGCUCCGCAUACACACACGACGACGGCCGCGUCGACCACUACUGCCUGCUCCAUUACGGGACCCAGCGCUGCCUCUACCGCGACUGCACGCGCCAAACGCUCGGCUCUUCCUUCAGCUUCUGCCACGUUCACAACCCCCCCAACGGUUCCAACGACCAAGACAAAGACAGCAACCCCUGCUCCCUCAGAGGCUGCAACAAAUCCGCCGAGCCCAACGCACACGCCUGCUCCAUCCACCUCUGCAGCGUACGCGGCUGCCCGAAGCCGACCGUCAUCUACGCCCCAUCGUCCAGCGACCCACCGAACACGAUAGCCACCCCUUACCCGCCGCUCUGCUCCAGCCAUAUCUGCCUCGACUGCGACAAGCCACGCAACAGCGCCACUAUCAACGCCGAGUACUGCUCCGCACACGAAUGUGGCCUCGUGGCCUGCCGGUCACGGGCGCUCGACAAAGGCGGGCACUGCUCAAGACACGCCUGCUCGGUGAUGGGGUGCCUGCGGGCCAAGCAGGGUGCGCUGUCGAGCAGCUUCCUGACGGUGGACCGGGAGCGUGAGCGGUGCGAGGUGCACGCCAGAGUGGGCAGCGGGGUUGAGGGGAUAGGAAGUGGGAGGAUACGGGCGUCGUCAUUUGGGGCGGUGAAUGCCGGGACGGGAGGGUUUGUGAGGAGAUAUGGUGGGUCGGGAGCGGAUGAUGAGGCGUUGAGGGUGCGGAUGCAGAGGAAUCGGUUCAGUGAUGAUUUGGAACGGUUGUACAGGUCGGAGAGGUAA
Messenger RNA from Dichotomopilus funicola, 1200 nucleotides. RefSeq lists its product as uncharacterized. NCBI's taxonomy places the organism in Eukaryota, Fungi, Ascomycota, Sordariomycetes, Sordariales, Chaetomiaceae. Bases 1 to 1200 code for a protein of 399 amino acids. The transcript has 3 exons. The record is from RefSeq and is a predicted model, not a curated record.